Molecule: messenger RNA, 16788 nt
Organism: Cavenderia fasciculata
Lineage: Eukaryota; Evosea; Eumycetozoa; Acytosteliales; Cavenderiaceae
Exons: 10
Coding region: 1-16788 (5595 amino acids)
Molecular function (GO): ubiquitin-protein transferase activity; ATP hydrolysis activity
Source: RefSeq, a predicted model, not a curated record
AUGAUUUCUUCAUCAGUGACAGCUGAUAAUAACAAAGGGUCAGCAAAAGAGACUGAUCAUGCAGAUAUACAAACCACCGACACUUCAUCAUCAUCAUCACCAUCAUCACAUUCAAAUGCUUCCACAGAUUCAUCAGCUUUGCAGCAGCAGCAGCAGCAGCAACAACAAGAAGAUAAUAAUAAUAAUAAUAAUAAAAAAGAAGAAGAAAAACAAGAGAAAUCAAUUCAACAAGAUAAUCAAGUCGAUGACAAAAUGCCGUUUGACAUUUAUUUGGAGAAUGCCACCGAUGUAGAAAAUUGCAUUGUUUUGGUAUCAUUGGGCAAGAUUAUUGUCGACGAUGUCAAGGAUGGUGUUCCGACCUUUCAAAUGUCCAUCGGAAAACAGAUCUCGACAGAAAAAAUCAAGUUUGAUCCAACCACCGUCGUCACUUAUCAAAUACCCUUGUCAAAGAAAUCAUAUACUGUGAUUGGAGUCCCUGCCAUUCCGGUGUUUGUUACGUUUUUGGUUAAAGCAAACGGUGGAUGUUACUAUACCCACAAGCUCAACGAAAAGGUUUCUCAAGAACAGAAUCUCAAGUCUGUCCUCGAACCAAUGAACCUUUUUCACUCCUUUAAAGACUAUAAAGUCGCCUCAGUCGAUUCACUCAACAUUCAAAAAAUAUUGGGAGGGUCAAGACCAAUACCAUCAACCAACAACUUGGAUCUACCGGUCAACACAAUUCAAAUCAACAGAUUCCGAGGUGAGGGCGAUCAAAAAUGUUUGAUCGACUUUGGCAAGAGAGAGUUGGAGUGGCAGACAGAAGGAAAGAGAAUCGUCGUGGGAUUCUCUCAAAUCUCUCAAAUCCUAAUGGCCAAUGAAGCUGACAUAACAUUCAGAGUGAGCAGUCUACCCGGGUUUUUUGAUUUAGAGAGUGGAAAGAAUAUUCAAGAUUUCACAGACUCCUAUAAUCAAAUAGAAUAUCACAUUGUUGUUCAAUUCAAGGAAAUGAGCAAGAGAGACCUCGAUUUAUUCAAGAUUUCAGAGUUGGGAGCAAAGAUUUCAAAUAAAAUCCAAUAUGUUCCAAUCGGACCAACACCCGAGAAACUAGCCUCACCACCACAAGGACAACAAGUGGAGAGCAAACCAUUGUCACAGUUGGUCAUGUCAUUACUCGACCCUCUAAAUGCUAAUCUACCAGACAAUGAUAAAUUUCUCUACCUCAUAAAUGCAUCCAAUGACAAUUUGUUAGAUCAAGUGAACAAGCCAUACAUUUUGGAUAAAAUCGUAAAAGAGCUUGGUGAAAUGCUUUCCUUUUUUGUACUUAUGAAAAUUGACAAUCAUUGUGGUCAAAAUGGAAUUAAUAACAGACAAUCGAUAUUUCAUCAUUUUUAUCUACGUAUGACGCGCAAUUUUAGACCAUGGCAAAAUGGAAACGAAUUUCUUCCAAUCUUGAAAGAUUUCAUCAAAAGAUCAAUUGAUUUGCCUUGGCAAGACCCUCAUAUCAUUCUCUGCUUGGGUAUUCCAUUUCUAAAGAUUGACCCAGAAAUCUUUAGUUUCACUUUGCAUUUUGCCGAAGAGAAUAACAUUCUUUUCUCAGUAUUAUAUUACCUAAAGAGAGAGAUUUCUGGAAUCACUCUAGCCUACACAAAAAUUUUGAUACAAUCAUUUAUCAAACAAUUUAAAAUUUUUGAAGAUGAUAUAAAAAGUGAUUAUAAACCACAUGUCGAUUUAUUUAACAAAAUCUUACAGGAGAUACAACCACACCUCUACAUACAGGUACUACAUGAUCAAAUUGCCAUCGUUCCAAAACAAGUCAAAUCACUUGUUUACAGAUUCCAUAUUUAUUGCCAACUCCUCAACAAUGAAAAAGAUUUCAAAGAUACAGCAACAAUUGGAGGAAUUCAAAACUGCCUUUUCCAACUGUUCCGUCUAGACCCAGAACGUUUCAUCAAAGAGAGUACAGACAAAAGCACGACAAUACAAAACAGAUUGUUAAAGUUGGUUUCAGAUAAAGUUUUGCCAGUGGCAACAACAGGCAAAGGAGGAAAAGAACAAGAUGAAGAGAGUCUGGAAAACAAUUUGGCCCAAUCGAUUGAUGAUCAAACAUCACCUCCCCCACCACAAGAUCGAAAAGAGUUAUUCUCGCCUUCUCAUCAUGACAACACCACCUUUUCCACUCUCCAAAACAAGAUCAUCGAGCGUAUGAGAGUCGAGGAAUUGGCCGAUUUAUCUUUGAAGCGAUCUCAGUGUCUCAUCCCCGUUCCAAAGACAAUCACUACAUCAUCAGAGUUAAUCAAAAAGAUUUCAAUGGUUGAGGAAUCUUUUCAUCGAGGCCCUCCUGACACCAAACUAUCGUCCUCUCAGUUUACAACUUUCAAAACUAUAUGUGAAACGAUCACCAACGAGAAAAGUUUAGAGAAUGUUAACAUUUCAAAGAUAUUCUCAGAUCUACAACAAACAGUACCUCCAACACUCAUUUAUAUUCUAUUGGCAACUUAUCAACUUGAAAAACUAAAUUUACAACACAAAAUAAUAGUCGCCCAAUGGCACACUGGAUUAAUGUUGAUUAACACUGAUCACCAUUGGAAUGAACAGGUCGAGGGUUAUAAUACCCAAAAAACAAAGUUUAUACAAACUAUAGAUGAUAUUGCCAACAAGAUGAAGUUAAGAUGGAAAGACUCUUUUAGUCAACAAUAUACUAUCAUUAAAACUAUUUUGGAAGUUGUCAACAAAAAGAUUGAACCAUCAGAGGUCAUAAGUGAACGAUAUUACAAGCAUGUCUACGAGUUGAAUGGUCUUUUCCGAUUGGUUGAUUAUCUCGAUCAACUUCAUAUUCCUAUUCAAGUUAAAAGAGACUAUGAAUCAAACCAUGAACCACUCGACCAAAUCAUCGCAACAACAAAGGAGUUAAUUACAACUAAAACCAAAGGCACAAAGUAUAGAGUAGAAACUGAUGCUACCAUUAAAUUCCUUUGUCACUUUGCCAGCAGCAGCAGUGCCAAUAGUAGUAACGAUACCGAUCAACAUCAUCUUUUUAACAUUAUCUUUUAUUACUAUGAUAAUGCAAUGUCGUACGAUGGAAGAUCAAUGGAUGACAUUGUAAAAGAAGUUUCAACAUUUAUGAAGCAAUUGUUGGACACCAAGAGUGAAAUUCCUUUGAAUAAUAUAUUCAAAUCGUUGGUCGUGGAAGAAAGUACUAUCAAUUUACAAAAAGAAUUAAAAUCAAUGUAUUUAUUCUUUGAGCCUCACAAGCCAUUCAAUUUAGAAUUAGAAAGUCAAUUGAAAGAUUUUAUUCAACGAGCCAAGUCAUUGUUUGGUUAUCGAGAUAAUAUUAAAUAUUUAAAUAAUUUUUUCGAAACAAACAAUUAUCUGGUUAUCACCAACAAGGAUAAAGACAUAGCCAAUGUUCACGAAUUUUUGAAAGAUAUUGAUCAAGAAAAGAUGACAUUGGGUCAAAGCAAGAGUAAUUUGGAAUCUUUGAAGCCAUUAUUAGCAGGAUUGGAAUACAACGAAUUGGUAAUCUUUGAAUACAUCAAUCCAUCGAUUUUACAAUUCUUUUCACAAUUUGGAAAAGAUAUCAAAGAGGUUCAGAACAACUUUUCAACAAAGAAUCAGAUUCUCACAACCAAUCACCUUUCAGACACUUAUAACUCUGCAUUGAUGAAUGCAUCGGUCCACACACUUCAGAUGAUAGAGAGUUUUGUAGAAUUGUAUCUCUCCAAACCAGUGACACUUAAAAGUAUCACUGAUAUUUGUUCAAAGGUCAAAUCGUUGACAGAAGGAUCCAACUUUGCCAAAUCACUGUUACAUUUAAAAUCAUUUGGAACCAAUUUACCACAAAUCAUUGGAUUGUAUGCAUCAGCUGGUGGAUAUGAUUCUGGAUCAAUCAAAGCAUCGGUCAAUCUUAUUCUUGAAGGCUCGGAAUUUAGAUCAACCACCUCCAAAUCUGUCGGUGGUUCUUCUGGAUGGUUGAUUGCCACUGGUAUCGACAAUGCAGCAAUGAAAAAGGAACACACUCAAGAGGCAGUCAAUGAUUUUGUUCAAGGUCUCAAGUUUUUCUCAAAAGGAGAACAAAUGCAACAUGCAGAUCACUUUGAAAAUAUUGUCAUCCAACUCCGUUCCAUUCACGAGUUGCACACCAACCUCGAUCGUUUAUAUCAUCAAAAAUAUCUUGAUGGGAUGAUUAGUAUCAAAGUCGAUUCGCAUUGCUUGGCUAGCCUUCAAGCAAAAGCAUCAGAGUUGCAGAAGGACCUUGAUGAUUGGUUGGAUGAAAUCAAUACUCUUCCCAGUCGAUUGUGGUUACUCAAGAUACAAGGAAUAUCAUCGUUGAUAUUCAACUAUAACUACUUCUUGAAGGGAUUCAAGAUUGUAGACAAUGCAAGUGACACUGUCAAACAAGAGUUUUUCACUGAACGAGUAAACCAACUUGCAUGCGCUCUCUUGCCAUUUAUCAAGUACUGCUAUCCAUAUUCAUUAACAACACAAGAAGGGAUCUUUAGUGCAUUGAUCGAAUUGAAUCUAUUUGAAGAUAUCAACAAGCUUCCACUUACAAACGAAUUCUUUACCAAGUUGAUCGAUUAUUUGGAUAAAAAGUCGAAAGAGAAAGAAAUAUCAUGGGAGGAAGACAUUUCAGAGAGAGGACCAAUUCUGGUUCCAUUACAAGACAAAAACAACUUGUACAACUGUCUCAUGCAAUUGAAUGGGUUUGUUCUACCACAUCCAUCACAAUUGUUCUAUGGAUCAUCUCUCUCAAAAGACUUUGAAAUCUUUAAAAAGAUUGUUGAACAGUACAGAGGUUCAUGUAUAUUCCUCGUUGGUAUCCCAUCAGACAAGAUAUCAUUGCUCAACUGGCUCUCUGACAAGUACAGUUCUGGUGACUUCAAGAAUUUGACUCGAAUUUAUAUCAUCACUGCUACCAAAGAUGCCACAUUGCUCGACCUAUUCUCGUUUAUUGAACUGAAUUCAACAUCGUUUGAAAAGAAUUGGCAACCAUUCAAAGAUGAAUGGGUUGAUAAUCGAAGAGGAGUACACAGCCUUCAGCUUGUAUCUGGACCGAGUGGCACUGGAAAGAGUUUCUUUAUUCGUUCAAAACGACAAGAGAUUGCAUCACAGUUCAUCACAGUUCAUGUUCGUCCAAACUAUCAAAUCGGAGGGUUUAUCAAAAAGCUCAAGAGGUUGGUUAAGGAUGCAAAUCGUUCAAACAAAGGCCAAGAAACGGUCACAGUUCACUUUAAACUAUCACCCUAUUGUGACUUUGAAGCAUUCAUCACAACGAUCUAUCCAUUGAUCACACAAGGAUACAUAUUUGGCGAUGGUAUCAAAGAUUUUGUAAGUGUAUCUGAUCACUUGAAAUUGGCUAUCUUUGUCGAGAUUGGUGACCCUUUGUUAGAUGCUCACUACCAAUCACACGAACAAUACCUCCUCGAUACUGUAUCACUCAUCUUCAACUUGUCGAUGCAUUACUUCCAACCCAUGACAGAUUGGGAGAUUGGUGAUGCCGAACUCAUAUGUCUUGCCUGCCACGAACAACCACUCGGUUAUUACCAGUUACCAGAUCAAAGAAAGGCACUAUCAGUCAAAGAACCAGACUUUAUCAACUUUGUGAUGCGUGUAUUGAAUACUUUUGACUACAAACCAAAGUAUUUGAAGGAUAUUUUGUAUUUGACACAGAAAAAGACAUUCUUUAAAUUGCUCAGCGAGAGAUUAGAGUUCCUCAACAAACUCUAUUACCCCUUUUACAUCAAUAUUCCAACUGUGGAUGAAGAACCAGAAUUGUUGAAUCAAUCCUCAUUAUUACCUCCCCAUGAACUCUUCCAGUUCUUUGUUUACGAAUCUGCCAAAUUAGCAGAUCCAAUUUACUCUUCAACUUCGAGUAUUUGGGCCAAUCCUCCUCUCAUCACUGCAAGAUCAAAACAAGAAAUGCAAGCAUACGAUGAAGAGUCUGGUAGGUUCAUGGAUGGAUGUACUGUCAACUACAUUGCACUUGGGCCAUCAGACUAUGGCUUGGAAAAGCGUGUUGAAACUUUGAUCACAUACGACAAGGUCAAAAACGAUACAACAUCCCUUAGAUUGGCCAUUGCAACAGCAUUUGGUAUUGACAAGACCAAUCUUAUUUAUUCACUUUGUACACGGUUUAAAUAUGUCAUCACAGCAGACUUUGCAGUUCGUCUGAUCAUCCUCCAUUGCAAGGCAAAGAAUACCAAAUCAUUGGUGCUGACUGGUGACACUGGUGUUGGAAAGACUCACAAUCUUCUCUUCUACUCUCUUCUCAUCAAUGCGAUGGUUCUUCCAGAUAUCGCAUAUGAUAUCAAAGAAUAUAUCAACGGAUACAUUGAACAGUUCCCUGACUUGCUCAAAAAGUAUACAGUCGUUGCCAAAGUAGAUGAUGAGGUUCAAUUGACAGACGAGCAAAAGAAAAAUGUUAAAAUGUCUGACAAGCGAAAGGAAAGGAUUCUAUUAAAGCUUCUUCCAGGUAGUCCUCCACUCGAGAUGGUACUGGAAUUCCUUACUCAUAUUGCAGACUAUGACCCAGAUCAGGAAAUCGACUCAGUUCCAAAGAAACAAUUUUCAUUUUUAGAAUUUUGUCAAGGAAUGGAAAAGUUGGUUAUUGGUAUACUUGAAAAGAAUCAGCUCAUCGAUAUCAAUUCCUCUCAAAAGGCACUCCUUGCCGAGUUAAAGUCCAAUCCAUCGGGAGGUAUCAUCACCAAAAAGGAUCAGUUGUUCCAAUGCAUCAAAGAGAUCAUGACUGUGAACUUUAAGAAUCUGUUUGAAAGAAUUAUCAUGCAUCAAAAGUAUAGUUCUGAUCAAUUCAUUGACAAGGUUAAAUCAAUCAUCGAGCAGGCAAACCCUCUCGAAUCGAUUGGAGUGGAUCUCAAGUUGGUUGUAUUUAUCGAUGAAUUCAACACAGCACCAGAUGAUACAUUGGCAUUGAUCAAUGAAGUAUUUACUGAUGGUGUAUUGGAUGGUUGUACUGUCAUUCCAGAUAACAUAUUCUGGGUUGGUGCAAUGAAUGAACCAAAAAAGGUCCAAGGUUCUGAUGACCAGAAAUUGGUGGACAACACGAGUGCCGACAACAAAUUGACUAUGGACCACACUGGUAUCGAUACCAAAUCGACGACAGAAUCAUUUGUUGUCAAACCCAUACCACCAUCGAUGCGUCACCUCACACUCAGUUAUGGAGAGUUUUCAACAGACAAUGAAACACCAUUCCUCGAAUCAUUGUUCACUCUCCGUCCAAAUAUUUGUCCAAUGAUCAAAGAUGUGUGCAGCACCAUUGGUCGAAGAUUACGCAUUGUAACAGCCAAAAGUCCCAUGGAUCAAUUUAAACGAUUUAUUCUUGUUGGACAAGAUGCACUUCGACAGGUCAAACAAGCACGUACACAUGUAUCGAUCCGUGAUAUCUAUCGUGUCAUUGAUCUUUACAGUUUCUUUAGAACUCAUCAAGUUGGUAUAUCCAUUCUCAAUGUUGCUAUUGGAGACACAAACAAUUCAGAAGAAAUCAUUCAUUGGUGGUCAAUGAUCGUCAGUAUGGCACUAUCUUAUUAUAUUCGUGUUGAUCCAGCUUCACGUUCGACUAUGCUUUGGUGUUUCAAUGAAUAUUUAAGUCAAGAGGCACCUAGAAAAGUUGGUAUCAAGAACAUUGGGUUUUUAGGAGCGUUUAACAAGGUCAUCAACUCAUUCUGCAGUUCAGAAUAUACUACUCUACCAGCUGGUAUUGCAUUGACAGAUACACUCAAACUCAAUAUAUUUACUAUUGUCGUAUCAAUCAACACUUGUAUUCCGAUUUGUAUCGUUGGACCACCAGGUUCUUCAAAGACACUGUCAUUCACUAUUGUACUCAACAAUAUCAAUGCCAACAAGAAUGACAACACAGCCACCACCAUCAAAGGAAAUGAAUCACCUUGGAGAUUGAUGGUUGGUGCAGAUCCAUUCCGUUACCAAUGCACACCACACACCACCGAUAUAGAGAUCAAGAACAACUUUGAAAAUGCUAUCAACCGUCAAAAGGUGUACAACAUAUCUGGUGGUAAACGAGCAACAGCAUUCUUUGAUGAAGCAGGUCUUGUCAAUGAAUUUGACUCACCCAUGAAGAUUAUGCACGACUAUCUCGAUAAUUUGGCAAAAAAGAUUGAUCAAUCAGAAGCAGAGAUAUCAAUCAUCAUUCUUUCAAAUCGUAUUCUCGAUGCUGCUAAAACAAGUCGUAUGAUGAUGCUCAUGCACCCACAAACCAUUUCCAAUGAUGACAAGAUGAUGUUGGUCAAAGGAUGUCUGUUCAAGGAUAAAAAUACCAUCAAUCAAAUCGACGUUUCCAAAGCUCUCUGCUCCGCCUACAACAAGGUCAACACAUUUGCCAAAUCAACCAAACCAGAUAUGUUCCAUCAACGAGAUUUUGUUUACUUUUUACAUCACUUGGCAAGAGGAAUGCAUCAAAACAACAACUAUCUCAGUCCACAAGUAUUGGCAACGAGUAUCGAACGUAACUUUGGUGGUGUUCCACCCGAUCAGAUGAAGAAAAUCAUUUCUAUGUUUAUGGAUGAAAUGGCUUUCCACAAUCAAAAACAAUUUAUCAAUGCUGACUAUGACAGAAAUGACAACACGAUCACCAGAAUACAAGAAUCAUUACAAGAGAAGUUACAACCAACAGAAGAUCCAGGAACAUGUCCAUUCAGAUACAUCAUGUUAAUCGAUCCAACCGAGAAUGAAUCAUCACUCAUGGUACUCAAGGAAUUAGGUAUCAAACACAAGGUCAUCAGAGUUGGUGGAUUCGAAAACGACACACAAACCAGCAGUUUGAUCGAUGUUGUCUCUCAAAUCAAGAAUGAAAUGUCAGAAGGUGAAACUGUUGUGUUGGUCAAUACUCAAUCGAUUGAUGCAUGUUUCUAUGAUGUAUUCAAUCGUUACUUUACCAAAAUGCCACAUGACGAUAAGAUCUUGACAAUGGCCAAUGUAUCAUUUGGUACACAUACAGUAUUCUGCCAAGUACAUUCAGACUUUAAGAUUAUUGUCCACUUGCCACAAUCUCGACUUCCCCAAACACCAUUACCAUGGUUAAACAGAUUUGAAAAGUAUCAUCUUUCAAUCAACACAAUGGUUGACCACUAUAUCUCUCAAAACCUUCCACAACAUAUUGAAUACUUUGAAAAGAUGAAGACAUCCGCCUCUCACUUUGUCAACGAAUUCCAUACUGGAUCAUCAGAGUCACUUCUUUGUGGAUUCUCAGAGACUGGAACCAUCCCAUCAUUGAUCUACACCAUUGCCAAGAAACUCUAUGAAUCUGGAUCCAUCAACAUCCAACCACAACGAGUUGAUACAUUGGUUGGUGUUGCUCAACUACCCAACACAUUCAACUCUGUUGAUCAUUUUGAAUUCCGACUUUUCAACUGGAAAUUAUUACAAAUUGCAAGACCUGAAAGUGUAUUCAGAUGUCUAUCGAUGCCCAAAUCAUAUGUGGAAGAGUUCCUUCUUCGUCAAGAACACUUUAACCUCUUCCAUUUCAUCACUGAUCUCUUUUCCAAAAAGUUUGUCAAAAACGAGAAUGUUUCCAAUCGAUGGAUCUUGUACACUCGAUCUUCAUUGACAUUACACCAUCUCAAAGAUAUCGCAUCUGACAAAACAAUGAAAUCAUUCUAUGAUAUCUUGUUACAGUCUAUAACCGAGAAAGACAAACAAGUACUCGAGAUUGACAAAUUGGCAACACUCCAAAUCAUUCAACUGACAUCAAUCAAGACAAGUCAACAAUGUCAAGAUAUGAUCAACGAGUUUAACAAAGAUGACCGACAAAAGAUAUGUUUGGUCAUUGCAGACAUGGAAUCAAUCAACCAACACCAAGUCAACUUUAUCAACGAACAAUUUGAUACCUCUCAAUCCUCCAAGAUUAUGGUGACUAUUUGUCAUUAUCCAGUUGAAUUCUCAUUGUCAAAUCAAGCCAAAUUGAAUAGUAUCUUCCUCAAUGAUACAGAAUACAUGUAUAUCGAUUCAUUUGGAGUCAAGAUUGAUUCAGAUUUGAUGGAAUGGGAUCCAAACAUCAGAUCAUGGUUGUCAUCUGCUUAUCGAUUAGAUUAUCCAAUAGAUCCCACUUCAUUACAUGACACAUUCGAAUCAAUGUUCUUUACUCAAUUGCGUCUUGUCUCAAACUUGGCAAGCAAUAACAACUACCUUGGUAUGGAGGAUGACCAUAGACUAUUCUACCUUGAAUCUAAAUGUCGUGGUGAAAUGAUCGAGAACCUAUUCAGAGCAAACUCAUCUUGGUACAAAGCAGUUGUCACAUCAUUCACCAACAAAUGGUCAGAAGACGAUCUUUUAAUGACGAUUAUCUCCAACAUUUCCGAUUUGAUUCUCACUGGCAAGUUGACACAUUCAUUUAUCGAUUCAAUCAAAAGUUCAUUGGAAUCAUACUUCUAUCCAGUCAUCUCACAAGUAUUCAAAUUGGUGACCAAUUAUCAAUCAUAUCCAUCAAUCGAAUCACUUGAUGAACCAAGCAGCCAAUUGAUAUCAUCCAAUAUCGCUCAAAGAUACGAACCAAUCCUUCUUUCUCGUUCACCAUCCAAAGAUCUCAACACAUCUAUUCCGUUAUACCAUUGGAUUGCACAAAUCCUUUCAUCACUAUUCGAAAAGGUACUCCACCGAUCAACUAAUCUAAAAAAACAAUCGACAAUAAGCAAUGAUCCUGAAAUCGACAUCGUCUAUGAUCUAUUUGUCAAGUGUGUCAAGAAAGAUCCAUUUGGAAGGGUUGUCGAAUACAUUGAUAACAAUCUUUUGAUGGCUUAUCAAUCAGACUUUAUAAAGUACACACUCAACAUUGACAGAAAUGAUUCAUCACUCAUUGCAGUAAUGGAGAGUUUAUUCUCAGUCAAGCACUCUGGUAUCUUGCAAUACACAGUUGCACAUCACUUUGGAUCAUCAACCAUCAACUUUGUCAACAAUAUGACCACUCCACUCUUACAACUAUCACCAGGCAACAAGAUCAUCAACCAACUGACUGCUAAAAACCUCAAGAACACAGAGACCAUCAAAUCAACAUUCUCUCAAAUAACAAUAGAUAUCAUCUACGAUUAUGUUGUUAAAGGUAAAACAAUUGAUCCAAAUAAUAUUGUAGAAUGGACAUCGAAUUGGGCGUCAUCAAUGACAGAUCUCUUUAAUCGAGUUUCAUUGGAAUCAUUGAUCAAGACAUUGGACAAACAAGACAAACUCAAAGCCGUAUACUUGUCGAUGGUAUAUCAAUUGGUAAUGAACAUCGCAAUGACUGCUGAUGAUAUCGAUAUUCCAGAUCGUUUGAAACAUAUCUAUAACUCAGUCAGACCAAUUACAUUGUUGGACAAGUGUCUCCUCGAAAUCACAACCCAAUUCUCAAACAACUUUAAUUCAUUUGAUAUUAGUUGUUAUUUGGAUGUUAUCGGACCUUUAUCUCACUCAGAGUCCAUCCUCACAGAUUUCCUCAGCAUUAUCAAUAUCGAUGGUUCAUUUGAACAACACAGAGAUUAUCUCAAAAAGAUACCAUUUGGUUGGUUAUGUAAUAUCAUUGCAUUCCAUCGACCAAUUCCAGCUCUCAAAACACAUUACAGAGAGCUAAUCAAUGCCAAGUUUGUCAAUCUAGAGAUCCAAGCCAAUCCAGUGAUGCUUUCUUUAUGUUCAUCACAGAGCACAGAAUUUACAACAUCAACAGACAUGCUCAUUCCUUCAGAUCAAGUUCUUGCAUUCUUCAAGAUGAACAUUGAAGAGUUUAAUCAAUAUCCAAGAAACCCACCAUUGAUCGAUGCAAUCUAUUACAACUUUGUUCAAGAACACAAAGUACGAUUCGAUGACACCAAACAAUCAGAACUGGUUGACCAUUGGCUCAAUCUCUGUAAAAAGACAGAUGCAAUGUCAAAGAUUGAACUUCUUGCACUCAAUACCACUAAUUUAGAAGUAUUUACAAGCAUGUUGGCCAAAGAAUCAUCAUUGGAUACGUUUGUCGAAGGUCUCAAUCUAACAGAGAACAAAGCAUUUGGUCAAAUUAUCAAAGACCUACUUUAUUUGGAGGACACCAAAGAAAAGACAGCACAAAUCAGUUGCAUUUGGAAUAGAAUAUUCUUUUUCAACAAGAUCCAAAAUGAGUCGACAUUGAUUCAGCUUGUCGGAAACCAAAAACUCCUUGAACUACUUGGAUUGGCUGAAUUCCAUAUCACUGCUGAAAACAUUCCAAAUCUAGGUCUCUUACCAUUUGUAUAUUACCCAGACUCACCAGAUGGUAUUGUUUACAACAAGAUAUUGAAAUCAGUUUGUGAUUGUUCAUUGGAUGCAUUCAAUGAAGUAUUGGCACACAACAGUGGAACAACUAAACAACAAGGAUUCUUUAGAAUGUCUCUCUUUUUGAUAUCAUAUCAAAUGUAUCAAGAAAAAAAAGCACCUCAAACCCAAUUCAUCAAACGACAACUCAAACAAUCAGUCAUAGAUAAACUCUCACUUGCCAAAUAUACUCCACUUUUCAACAAGAUUCUUGUCGCACAAUUUGAUUCAACUGUCGUGUUUGACAGACUUCUCAUGACAAAGGAUGAUUCACCUCAAGAUACAUCAGCCAGACAUAUAUGGGUCAAUAGUGUUGCCAUUGCCAUUGGUUCAAACAACAAUUCAUAUCUCUACCACAUGGUUGACAAUAACCCAUUCUUGGUCGCUGGGGAAUAUUAUCCUGCCUGUGAUGGUAUGUUCAGAGACUGUGGUAUGCAGUACGAGAUUGGUAUCGAACCCAAAGCUGAUUGUAUGAAUAACAAUUACCUCAACAAAAUCUUGGUUGGUGUCACUUUUUGGAGUUCGUUUGCAUGGUAUGUUUCAAUUUGCGAUGAAGGAGUUUACGAAAAGUUGAUCAACAAAAAAGAACGUCAUUUUGUCAACGGUGAUGACUUUUUCGAACCUAAAUUUGGUGGACCCUCUCACAAAAAGUUGGUUGACUAUAUUCAUUCCCGUGCAUUAACAUCGUUCAGCCACAUCAUUAAUACAAAGGAAAUCAUCGACGACAAGAUCGAAGCUGACCAUUUCGUGUCUGAGUUGCUCUACAGCAUUUGGAAUGAUUGUUACGACUCACGUGCUCCUCAUAAAAAGUCAACCUUUGCAGGUCACACUGAAGUGGUCGUCUAUGAAAACUAUCUCACUGAAAUGAUCAAGAAUGUCAGAUCACAAUACGCACAACUCAAAGCAGAUCGUCUCCAAGGUUAUGUUGCCAACAGCCUCAUCGCCUCAAUUCGUCAAAACCUCACCAACGUAUUUUCAUCACCACUCUAUGAAUACCAAUCAAUCUUUAACAACUUGGUCAAUCAGUUUGUUAUUGAAGAAAGUCAAACAGACGGGUCACCCAAGGAUAUGGACUUGUUAAUGUAUUUCACAAAGAAUGUAUCAGCUAUUUGCAUCAGCAAAUAUUUCAAGAAUCUGAUUCGUUUCCUCAAGUUGUUCUAUCAAAUGUUUGCAAGAAGAUUACCAGAGAAUUAUACAAACAAUACAAUCUCGGAAUUUGGAUUGAAAUCACCAGACAUCUCAAUGUUCUCAGAAGGUGGUUGUCGUGCUCGUCCAGAAUACGAAAAGAUCAUUCCACCAAUCGAUGAUACCACACUAGUCAGUCAACUAAUCAACAUGCCAGAGCUUAAAAAUGGAGGUGGUGAAAUUAUUAGACUGAUUAACAAUUGGAUGACCGAUACCCAAGGAAAGGUUGUAUCAAAGAUUACUAUUGCUCCAAAGUCAGCCCUAUUUGCAUCUAUUCUCGAAAAAAUGACAGAUAGAUUGCAAACAAUGGAUAUUGGUGAAAUACCAUUCGACUAUGGAGACAACUAUCUCUUGUUGGGAUCCAACUUUGAAGUUGCAGACUAUCAAAAGUUCCUCAUCGAAUCAGUCUCUCAUUACCACCAAUUCCAACGAACCAAUUUCCAUCCAAACUUGGCACUCAUUCAACAAAAGUUGAUCUACAAAUUUGCAUCUGGAAAGAGUACUGGUCGACAACUCAAGAACUUUACUGGUGAAUUCCCAUUCAAAAGAGUUACUGAAUCCAAAGAUCAAACCAUUGAAAAGCUUCCACACUCUCGACUCGUUCCAGAACCAAUCAAAAACUUGAUAGAUAUGAAAGAUCAAUUGGAAUCAAGGAUUUAUGCUCAUGAAAUAGAAGUGUCCAUCUUUGCUCCAAUCACAGCAACAUGUCGAUCUAAAUUGAGUUCAGUCAAGUUGGAAUCAUUUGCCAAUAGUUUGGUAUCAACCAUUACUCGAUUGGUUCACAAGGAAAAGGAUGCUGAAGAUAUCGGUCUUCCAAUCAUGCAUUUCAACUCAAAGUUUGGAAUUGACAACACCAACAUCCCAUCCCAAAUCACUAAAUUGUUGGAGAGCAUUAAGAUCAACAACAUCAAGACAUUGGCAGACAUUGUAAUUCAAGGAUAUCUCUCCUAUGGUUAUUUGUACUCAAAUGUAACCAAAGAACCAACUGAUCCAAAUCCAGACUUCAUCGAUCACUUAAAUCAGAUGAAGAAUUAUUAUAUUACAGCCAUCAGUGGUGGUGGUGGACUACAGAUAUACAAAGGUAUCCAAUAUCUCAAAGGUAUUGUUCAAGAUUUAUGUUCUCAAGAAUGCAUCAAUGAUAUCAAAAAGUCACAACCAGACCAUCACCUCAAACUCUUAUUCUCACAUAUCAACAACUCAAGUACGCCAUUGGAUUUCAUCAAAGUUGAAGAGAUGACAUCACCAACUCUUCCAAUGUCAUACUAUGCAUACUUUAUGAGAACAUUACAUGAAAUCCUUUCAAUUCUCUAUUUGGAUUCUCAAAACAGUCAAAACCAAAUCAAAGAAUACAACGAACCAUUUAUCACUCAAUUCAACGAUCACACAAAGAAACUAAAAGAAAAAGAAGAGGAAGAGAAAACCAAACAACAACUCGAUGAAUCAGAUGAAGAAGUAUUAACAAUAGAGGAAAAACAAGGGGAAGGGGAAGAAGAGCAGGAAAAGAAAAAUCCAGAACUCAAUUUCAAAUAUUAUGAUAACAAUUAUUGUUUCUUGGACGAGGAUGAUACCAAAGAGGAAGAAGAGGAGCAAGCCAUUGAAAAUGAAUUCAAUUUUAGUCUCAGACCAAUUCUUCCAAUCAAGAAUGUAGACAUUGUUCAUUGUCUAUUCAAUUGGAUCAGAUAUGCCAAUCACAACAUCCCAAUGAUGAUCUCCAAACAAAAAGACUUGGGACCACUCUCCUCACUCUUUCAAAGAUUCUGGUCAAGAUGUCAAAAGAACCAAACAUCUCCGAUUGAUAUCUCUAAACUUUAUCUACAAUUCUCAAUUGUAACAUUUACAUUACCAGGUGAUUUAUUGAUUCAAAUAUUGUCAAUACUGGCUCAAAUGGAAAAUGAUAAUGGUAUCAAGAAACUUUACAGUGCAAAGAUUCAAUCGAUUUGUGGUAAAUGUAAAGCAACAGUUCCAGACAGUCAAAGAAAUGAAAGUAUGCUCUUUGAAAGAGUAUUACCAUUACGUCAAGAUACCAAUGUCCAAGAUCUAAUCAAAGACAUUGCUAAAGAUCAAAGUUCAAAUACAUUCUUUUGCAAACAAUGUGGGACAGUCAAUCAAAUCAAACGAUUAAUGGAAGCUCCACAAUAUUUGUUUGUCAGUUUCAAGAGAGAUAAUAAUGAAAAGGAAAAACAUCAUUUACAAUAUCAAGAGACUAUUAAAUUGGAUGAAUACCAUAAUUCCUCUGGAAUCAUUUAUGAGUAUAAUAUUCAAUCAAUUCUAUGUCGUGAAAAGGACCUGAGCAACAAAGAAAAACCAGUAUUAUAUAUCAAACAUCGAGAACAAGAUAUUCAUCUUAGAUGUGCAACCACUAACAGUGUGAUUACUUCAAACAUUGAAGAGAGUCUAUCAAGAAAUUGUGUGUUGUUGAUUUAUGAAAAAGUACACGAGCACAAGAUAUCAACCCCUGAAGCCGUCACACCUAUUGUCAAUGAAACACCAGAGAAAUUGAAAAGUCCAACAUACAAUCCUCCAAAGAAACAAUUAAGUUCCCAACCCAACAGUAAAAUUUUUAUCCAAGGAUAUAAAACAACGUUGACCAACCAACAACAAGAUAUUUCUUUAUCAUCCAAAUCAAGUCAUCUGCAAUCCACACCACUUGUCAAGCGAGCCACUUUAAUAUUUAAAAAUGAAGAGCUCUUUGGUUGGAUCAAAGAUACCCUCAAAAAUGAUGCCUGUAUUGAUGAAAUCAUUUCAGAUCUACAAACAGAAGGCAUUGACACGUUUGAACAGUUGUUUUCGGCGAUGGACCAGGAUCUCGAGAAGAUAAAAUCUAAAUUCUCAUCUCGUUUGAAAGCAGCCAAAUUCAACUAUAUUUGGAGAGAUGCCGAGACACGAUGUCAACAAAGACCCAAGGUUUUCGGAAAUGAAGAUAUAUUUAAUUGGAUCAGAGCAUACCUUCCAAAUGAAAACAAUAUUGCCGACCAAAUUAUCAUGGAUCUCGAAAGCAAUUCUAUAGACACUUUUGAUAUUUUGUUUGCAUUUAUGGACGAAGAUGGGAAUGGUAUUCAAUCUAAAUUCUCAUCUCGUUUGUCUCAAAACCAUUUUAAUCUCAUUUGGAACAACGCUGAGGAACGACGCCAGCAACGAACUCCAAUCCAAAGUUACCAAGAAUUCGUGGAAUGGGUUGACAAUAUUGGAUUCAAGAAAUCCUCGCUGCCCAAAAUUCAUGAAGCCCUAAAUGAAAUUGGUGUUGACGAUUACGAAUUCCUCGAGAAUGAAAUGGAAUCAGACUCUGAAACUUUAUCAGUCUUUAGUUUAUCUCAUCGUCUAUUAUUCAAAUCUGCUUACAAUAGAACCAUUUUCGAAUAA